AUGGCAGAAGCCGCUGUUUCUCUGGUGAUUGACAAGCUGAGCAAUCUCUUGAUUCAGCAAACCGUUCAGCAGAUCGUAUUCCUCAAAAAUGUUCCUGAACAAAUUCAAAGCCUGAAAACAUUGCUGAUCGACAUUCAGUGCUUCUUGAAGUUUGCAGAUGAACAACAAGAUGACAACCCAAUGAUCCGCAACUGGGUGUCUAAACUUAGAGAUGCAGCGUAUGAAUCUGAAGAUGUCAUUGAGACGUUUAUUGUUAAGAUGCAGGCCUUAAAGAAGAAGGGCUUCUGGGAAAAUUUGUCUUGCUUUCCCAAACGGUUAUUAUGUCUCUACAAGGUGGGGAAGAACAUUGAAUCCAUCCAGAAAAAGAUGCUCGAUAUUGAGAAAAGUCGCCUGACUUUUGGUAUUGAUCAAGUUCUUGGAGAAGGGACGAGCACAAGAGGAGAGGAGCUGCGGAAAUUGCUGAGAUCCUCACCUUUCACCGAGGACAAGGAUUUGGUGGGCCUGGAGGAAAAAACAAAUUCGCUGGUUGCACAACUUCUGGUGCAGGACAGCAGCGGCCGAGUAAUAUCAAUUGUUGGAAUGGCAGGAGUUGGCAAAACAACUCUUGCCAGAAAAGUUUACAAUCAUGUUGACGUGAUUGGAUAUUUUAAUUGCCGUGCCUGGGUUUAUGUUUCUCAAAAGUGCAGUGCCCAGGAAGUACUGGUGGGAAUCAUAAAGCAAGUCGAAAAACAAACCAAGGAGUCACUUGACUUGUUGGAAGGAAUGCAAGAGGCAGAUCUGGAGAGGAUGGUUCGGGAGAAACUUCAAGACAAAUGUUACCUUGUAGUUCUUGACGAUAUCUGGGAAGAAGAAGCUUGGGAUUCUCUGGCAGCAGCAUUUCCUAAUGUAAAUAAUGGCAGCAGACUUCUAAUGACUAGUCGCUAUGAGAAGGUUCCUCGGUAUGCGGAUGCUCUAAGCAAACCUUAUAAGUUGGAAACCUUGGGAGAGGAAGAUGGCUGGCAAUUGUUUCUCAAGAAGGCACUUGCUCAUGGUUUGACAUCAGAAUCCAAGUUGCCCCCAGACCUAGAAGCCAUCGGAAGAAAAAUCGUUGAAAGAUGUGAUGGUCUUCCUCUGGCGAUUACCGUCAUAGGACGCCUAUUACAAGGAAAGAGUGAAUGGAAAAGCGUGCUGGACACUCUCACCGACCAGUGGUCAAGGGGCCGGAAAGGAGUUUCAGCUGUUUUGGCAUCAAGCUACAACGACCUUCCAUCUUAUCUCAAGACUUGUUUUUUGUCCUUUGCUAUCUUUCCAGAAGACUUUGUCAUCCCAACACGUAAGUUGUUCCAUAUGUGGAUCGCUGAGGGCUUAAUUCAUCAAAAAGGAGUAGAAGUAUUGGAGGAUGUAGCAGCAGAUCGUUUGGAUGAGUUGGUGUACAGGAACUUGGUCCAGGUGGUGGCAUUGACUGCUAAUGGGAAGGUCAAAAGUUGUCGAGUCCAUGAUCUAUUGCGUGAUUUAGCUGUUGCAAAAGCAGAGGAGGUAAUGUUUCUUAAAAUCUUUGGAGAAAGUAGUAGUAGUUUUCCCCCAUCUAAAUGCCGGCAUCUUCUUGUUAAUUCUUGCUCUGAAAUGCUAAACUAUCCUGGAGAAUUUGAGCACUCAACCCCUCCUCUCCGCUCCUUGAUCUUCUUCAAUCUUGCUGAAGUUAAACAUGAAUUUAAUUUGAGUUUUGCAAGGUUCAAACUACUUAGAGUGCUUGACCUGCAAAAUAUGAAUACCUCGUAUUUACCUGAAGAAAUUGGUGAACUUUGUCUUCUAAUGUACCUUUGUUUAAGACGCACGAGGAUCAAAAGGCUUCCACUCUCUCUAGGUUGCUUGCAAAAUCUGCAAACGCUUGACAUAUAUAUUGUUGUCUCAGUCGUGGAGGUCCCCAAUGUGUUAUGGAAGCUUAAAAAUCUCCGGCAUUUAUAUAUUCGUGAAACAAUUAAACAUGUACCACUGAAGUUUGAUACUUUGAAGAAUCUCCAAACUCUGUGUGAUGUAUAUCUAGAUACUCUGAUUGGUAACAAAAUGAUGCUGUUAACCAGCAUGAGGAAAUUGGGGGUGUGGAUAGAAAGAAGCUCGAGAAUUGAUGAACUUUUUAGUUCAAUUGCUAAGCUUGAGAACCUUGUCCACCUGGAAUUGGUCAGGUAUGGCGAAGAGGGGUUUCCAUCUUUGAUUGGUCUUUCCCACCUCAAUUAUGUCAAUCGGCUAAGGUUAUCUGGCUGGUUGACUGAGCUACCUAGCCCUCAUAAUUUUCCCCCAAGACUCUCUCAUUUGUCUUUGCUUGGCACAAAACUUGCAGAAGACCCCAUGCCAACACUGGAGAAGUUAGAACACCUUUCCAUUCUGAAACUGAAAAAUGCCUACGCAGGGAAAGAACUAGUUAUUUCAGAUAACCAGUUUCCCAAUCUCACAGUCCUUCAGCUUGAGCACCUGCCUAACUUGAUUGAGAUCAAAAUCGGAAGAGGGGCAAUGCCACAGCUCAGGUGCUUGCGAAUCAGCAACUGCUACUUUGUAGAAAUGCUUCCUGAAGAGCUGCGGUUCAUGGAAGCUCUUGAAAAGGUGGAGGUAGAGGACAUGCCAAAAAGAUUCAUCACUAGGCUUCAUGGAAUGGAUUCAUACAAGAAAGAAAUCUUGGGAUUUUUGGUAUCUCAAGUUGACGAUGAUAAUCAUAGUAAUAGUAAUAUUGAAGUUCUUGGGGAGCCAACAGCCAAGGGAAAGACUUUGGUCAAUUUCUUUGGGCUGGACCUUGGAACAAGAGUGGCAAAGGGUUAUAAUUUUUCACAGUGUCCAAGCCAUGACAACAGCAAAUAUUGUGCGAGAAAGAAUAUUGAAGUUCUCAUGAUUCACAAAAGCACAUUGAAAGAUAAAAAGUUAUCUGGGACAUCGACUGAGCUACCUAAUGCUGGCAUCUUCUUGUUCAUUCUUGCUCUGAAAGACUUGCCUAGUCCUGUUGUUUGCUGGAGAAUCCUGAUCUUCUUUAAUGUUACUGAAGUUGAACACGAGUUUAAUUUGAGUUUUGCAAGGUUCAAAUUGCUUAGAGCGCUUGACCUGGAAAAUAUGAAUAUAUCGUAUUUACCUGAAGAAAUUGGUGAACUUAGUCUUCUAAGCAUUAGGAAAUUGGGUGUGCGGAUCGAAGGAAGCUCAGGAAUUGAUGAACUUUUUGGUUCAAUUGCUAAGCUUGAAAACCUUGUCUCCCUGGUAUUAUUGAUGGAUGGAGAAGAGGGGUUUCCAUCAUGA
This is a messenger RNA of Coffea eugenioides, 3255 nucleotides long. Its product is annotated as putative disease resistance protein At1g50180. The record is from RefSeq and is a predicted model, not a curated record. The transcript is spliced from 5 exons. Gene Ontology annotation, biological process: defense response to other organism. NCBI's taxonomy places the organism in Eukaryota, Viridiplantae, Streptophyta, Magnoliopsida, Gentianales, Rubiaceae. Gene Ontology annotation, molecular function: ADP binding. Bases 1 to 3255 code for a protein of 1084 amino acids.